AUCUUCUCAGUUUAUCUCAUCUCGUCCCAUCUCAUCAGCGGAUAUAUUCAUAGGAUUUACGAGGUUUUCUCAAGGUCUUGUCAAGGCUCAAGAUCUACAGAGAAGCCAUUCACUCGCCUCUCAUGGGAUCCUGCUGUUCGACAUCCGACGACUCGUCACAGCACGAACUCCAACAAGCACGCCCCGCCCCGCCGCCUCAAAACCAGAACAACAUGCCGCCGCCGCGCGACCACAUCGUCACGCUCGAGAAGAAAUGGGGCUACCACGCCAUUGACGGGUAUGAGCUCAACAACAACACCUGGGGCCUCGAGAGCGCGACGUCGGGCUCACAGCGCACGCACUACGACGGUCCCAGCCCGCCCGGUGCGUCGGGGGCCCAAGGUAUCUCGUGGUCGACGGACUGGGAGUGGCAGGGCGGCGAGCACAACGUCAAGUCGUACGUCUACGGCGCGAGGCAGUUCCAGCGGCGGCUCUUAAGUGAGAUCCAGGCGCUGCCGACGGAGGCCGAGUGGCAUUACAGCACGUGGGAUGUAAGGGCCAAUGUGGCGUAUGACAUCUUCACGGAUCCCGAUAAAGACCACGCCAACAGCAGCGGAGAAUUCGAAGUCAUGAUUUGGCUGGCAAAGUUGGGUGGUGUGUGGCCCAUCAGUGAGUCCAAGGCGCCCAUCGCGCAUGUCGAGAUCUGCGGGCAUCAGUGGGAGGUUCACUUUGGUUACAACCACGGCGGCGCGAUGAAGGUGUACAGCUUCCUGCCCGUCAACGGCCCCAUUCAGCACUUCAACGCCGACGUGAAGCAGUUUUUCAACUUCCUGAGCCACCAGUUCCAGUUCCCCCAACACAACCAGUACAUGCUCGUCUACCAGCUCGGUACCGAGGCCUUCACCGGCGGUCCUGCACAAUUCGUUGUGCCCAAGUUCAUCGCCGAUGUCAUCUAGGUAUAGGCACUAAGAUGCGGCCAAUGAUACUUGCUGCUUCAUGAUACCAAAAGAAUCCGUCAUUAGACACGUAUGCCUUGAAAGGAGGCACUCGUUGCUUCUAUAGUCUAUAGUAGUAAUACAAAUACAAC
Colletotrichum scovillei is the source of this 1066-nucleotide messenger RNA. Its product is annotated as glycosyl hydrolase family 12. Bases 123 to 935 code for a protein of 270 amino acids. Gene Ontology annotation, biological process: polysaccharide catabolic process. Lineage: Eukaryota; Fungi; Ascomycota; Sordariomycetes; Glomerellales; Glomerellaceae. The record is from RefSeq and is a predicted model, not a curated record. The transcript is spliced from 3 exons. Gene Ontology annotation, molecular function: cellulase activity.